AUAUAAACCAUACAUUAGAUGUGCUCAUGCAGUGUCUGCAUGCAUUUUAUAAUUAAGGGGGAGCGUUGCGUCUUCAUUCAAUUGACGCUGCUAUAUAUCUCCCGCCCCGGUCCCCCUAAUUUCCACUUCCACUCUUUUUCUUUUAGAACGCAGUACUAUGCCCUGGCUCGUUUGGUUCCUCAUCGCCUCCACGUGUUCCUCCCUCCAUCUCUGUCUCUUUCCCCACUAUUUAUACACCAUCUCUCUCACAGAAAUCUUCCUACGCCGAGCAUGGAGCAGAAUCGCAGCGACAGCGUCGCCUUCCAAGUAACCGACAGGCACGAGCAUAGGGUGGUCGACAUUGAACUCACCGCCGGCGACGCACAGAGACUCCUUCACGGCGGCGGCGGCGGCGUUGGCGGAGGGGCAGGAACCACCGCUGCUCAGACUCUGAGACAGUCGUUGUACGUCAACUCACUUUCCUCCCGCGAAAUGGACUCCCUCGCCGCCCUCUGCGACACCUUCUUGCCCUCUGUCCGCGUUCCCAGCGACGUCAAGGGCGACGACGCCGUCGCCACCUUUUAUCAAACUUCGGCCUCCAUGGCCGGAACUCCGCAACGCGUGGGAGGACUGUUGAGCGAGAGAGUGAAACAUCCGAAGAUGUACUUUAUAAGAGUGGCGCUGUGGAUGCUGUCGACGUGGAUAGGAACGUUCGUGCUGUGCGGACGAGCCAGCUUGUCCACCCAUUUCCCCUACUUGCAGGCGUUCUCUCAAGUAUCCCUGCGCCAGCGUGAGGUCAUACUCCUCUCCUGGUCCCUCAGCUACUUCUCUCUGCUCCGCAUGCUCUUUAAGGCCACCAAACUCCUCACCCUGCUCAUUUUCUUCACUCAGGUAGAUGAGAAUGACAAGAAUCUAGCAUGGAAAGCAAUUGACUACUGUGGACCUGAUCCAAACUUCAAAACUCAAAGCGUGCAGACCAAAACACCACCUGAACACCCUAGAAACAAUCAUCAAAGAACAAGAGAGCAUGAACAGGAAGGCGAUGAACCUAAAGAAGAAAUCUUUGGACCUCUUUACAAAGGCCUAAUUCAUCUACAGCACCCACGAGAAAUAGCUGUGCAAACUCUUCGCCGGUCGGGAUUUCCAACAUCAAUUUGUCAUCGCCGGAAAUUUAAAGCACCAAGUAUAUCCCACCCUUCUCUAAUUAUCCGAUGUGAUGCAGUCAUAAUUGGUUCUGGCAGUGGAGGCGGUGUUGUUGCAGGAGUACUGGCCAAGGCUGGCUACAAAGUGCUUGUCUUGGAAAAAGGAAACUACUGUGCUAGAAGCAAUCUCUCACUUCUUGAAGGGCCAACCAUGGAUCAAAUGUAUGAUUGUGGUGGACUAGUAGCAACUGCAGACACAGGUAUCUUAAUACUCUCUGGCUCCACAGUUGGUGGAGGCUCGACCAUAAAUUGGUCAGCUUCCAUCAGGACCCCCCAGCAUGUAAUUAAUGAAUGGUGUGAUCACCAUGAGAUAGAAUUGUUCGACAGUAAAUUGUACAAAGAUGCCAUGGAUGUUGUCUGUGAAAAAAUGGGGGUCCAAUCUGAAAUAUGCGAAGAAGGAUUCAAUAAUGCAGUUUUAAGAAGAGGAUGUCUUGAAUUGGGUUAUCCUGUCAGUAACAUACCUCGAAAUUCACCUCCAGAUCACUAUUGUGGUUGGUGCUGUCUUGGUUGCAAGGAUGGAAGAAAGAAGGGCACCUUGGAGACAUGGCUGGUGGACUUGGUGAAUUCAGGUAAUGGUGUAAUUCUACCAGAAAGUGAAGCCAUAAAAGUGUUGCACAAGAGAAAGAAAGGACGAACUCGGAAUACCGCUACUGGAGUAGCCUUUGAAUUCAAAUACAAAGGUGCAAAAGAAAUCUGUGUGGUGGAGUCAAGGGUGACAAUCGUCGCAUGUGGUGCUCUUGGGACACCAGCAUUGUUAAGAAGAAGUGGCCUAAAGAAUGCCAACAUUGGCAAAAACUUGCAUCUCCAUCCAGUGACAAUGGCUUGGGGCUAUUUUCCGAAUACGCCUUUUUCAGGUGAGUGGCCGGAAGAAGGGAAGAAGAGCUAUGAAGGGGGAAUAAUGACAGCCAUGUCUACUGUUGUCGGGAAUUUUGAUGGGUCUGGAUAUGGUGCAGUGAUCCAGACACCAGCAUUGCACCCGGGUAUGUUCUCCAGUGCGAUGCCAUGGGUUUCUGGCUCUGACAUAAAAAAGCGAAUGUGCAGGUUCUCAAGGACUGCUCAUAUAUUUGCACUGGCAAGGGAUAAAGGAUCAGGAAAGGUAGUCUCACCAAGCUCGAUCGGUUAUCAAAUGGAUGCAGUUGAUGAGGAGAAUCUAAAGAAGGGAAUAGAGAAGAUGCUGAGGAUAUUGGCAGCAGCUGGAGCCGAGGAAAUUGGAACCCAUCAUUGUAAAGGGAAGACAAUAAAUGUAAAAAACGUGAGUUCACAUGAGUUUGAGAGGUUUGUGAAAGAAGAAAGCGCUAGACCACUAAGGGAUUUAUCUACAACGUUAUGUUCAGCACAUCAGAUGGGAAGCUGCCGGAUGGGGGUCAAUCCAAAAAAUUCAGCAGUGAAUCAGAUAGGGGAGACGUGGGAGGUGGAAGGACUGUUUGUGGCAGAUACAAGUGUUUUUCCAACAGCUUUGGGUGUGAAUCCAAUGGUCACUGUUCAGGCUAUUGCUUAUUGCACUGCACAGUCUAUUCUCGAAGCUCUCAAGAGGAAGAAAAGCAGAUAUUAGCUGAAAUUAGCCAUCUCAUAGCUCAAGAUCUUUAACUAGUUGAAUAACGUGCAAUGCACAGGGAUGACAAUCAUUAUAUAGAAAAACAUAUAGUAAAAGUUGUGAAAGAAAUAAGAAAUAAAGAAACAAAUAAACUAUAUACAAGCACAUAUUUUGUUUUUUCCCA
This is a messenger RNA of Malania oleifera, 2899 nucleotides long. RefSeq names its product long-chain-alcohol oxidase FAO4A. The coding region runs from base 19 to 2733 and encodes 904 amino acids. The transcript has 3 exons. The record is from RefSeq and is a predicted model, not a curated record. Lineage: Eukaryota; Viridiplantae; Streptophyta; Magnoliopsida; Santalales; Ximeniaceae. Gene Ontology annotation, molecular function: oxidoreductase activity, acting on CH-OH group of donors; flavin adenine dinucleotide binding.